This is a messenger RNA of Daldinia caldariorum, 1300 nucleotides long. RefSeq lists its product as uncharacterized. The transcript is spliced from 4 exons. Gene Ontology annotation, cellular component: TRC complex. The coding region runs from base 476 to 1063 and encodes 195 amino acids. Gene Ontology annotation, biological process: post-translational protein targeting to endoplasmic reticulum membrane. The record is from RefSeq and is a predicted model, not a curated record. NCBI's taxonomy places the organism in Eukaryota, Fungi, Ascomycota, Sordariomycetes, Xylariales, Hypoxylaceae.
GGUAACUCCGCCGCCAUCGUCAUAGAUUUCUAGCAUAACCCCACGCCAAGGAUGAAAGUUGAAUUACCUCACGUUAGGAAAUACAUAGGGAGUUUUAAGAUGAAGAUCACGACGUCUAUAAGAGGCCAAUCAUAAGCCGUAACUGUUAAUAUUGCCUUUCUGGGAUGUAGAAAAGCUUAUUAUUGACCUGAUUGGCUAGUAUGUGCUCAUCGGACCGAAAACGUGCUAUGUCUUUACGUAGUAACAUCGUCCAAUAACGGCUCCGGCUAAGCUAGAGGCGGAGUAACUCCAUUCUAAAAGAUCGUCUUCUCACGCUAAAGGUAGUGUCUUGUUGAUUUAUAUAGACCAAGUACCUACCUUGGUAGGUAACUAGACCAAUAUAAAUUCAUCAACUUCAGGAGGUUUUAGUAUAGGUUAUUACUUACCUACCUCUACCAACUCUCAAUUUACUCCGCAACCAAUCUUGGUAUAUAUCAUGGCACAAAAAGCCCUCCGUCGCCGUGACCAAGCCGUCGGCAGUGGACUCCGAGCAGUCCUUUCUGCUCAGGAAAACCUUGCUUCACCUUCACCAAUUCCCAGCCCGCCUAAUAACGCAGAAGAAGUAAAAGCCACCUGCGACUCUUUCGUCCUGGAGUCAUUCACCGCAGAAGACGCCUGGGAACUCGGGCAUCUGCUCUACGCACGACUGCUUCCGUUCUCUUCCCAGAAACCCACGUUGAUCUCUAUCUCGCUAGCAAGCGGGCAGGUCUUGUUUCAGGCCGCCGUGGGCUCCGGCACGGCGCCGGACAAUGAGAUCUGGGUGCAGAGGAAGCGGAACACCGUGCUUAGAUUUGGUGCGAGCACGUGGUUCCAACACUGCAAGUAUGCGGCCGACGAGGAGGCUUUCAGGCUUAAGUUCGGAAUGAGUCCCGAGCAGGCGGAAAAGUACGCAAUCCAUGGCGGCGGGGUACCUAUUCGAGUUAAAGGGGUUGAGGGCGUUGUUGGCGUUGUUGUGGUGUCCGGCUUGAAGCAGCACGAGGAUCAUGGGGUUAUCGUUGAUGUUAUUAAUAACAACUGGGAAUAAUAACCUGAAAUCACUUGAGUUGCUUUUAAACAGAGUUAUCGGCGGAUUGUUGAGGAGUAAUGUCGUUAUGCCAGCUCAUUCGAACAAUUUUUCCCCACCGGUGGUGUACUGGUGUACGGAGCCCUCGUGAACCCCCCUUUUCCAAUGUGCUCAUUACGAUCGGAAGGUUUUUGUUACCCUGAGCUGGCCACGGAUGUAGAGAAGUAAUUAAGCUAAUUUAUCUACGUUAAGCUCGUG